UUGUUCCAAAACUCAAAACAAAAAAAAAUUUGCAAAAUUAAGGUACAUUUCCACGUAAAUUUUAGUUCGACCAGCGGACCAGCACCCUCAACGUCGAAGUCGAAGUCAUGAGUGAACACAAGCCAAGGAAGACCCCAGCACCGGAACAAGGGAAGACGGAAUUUGGACGGCAGGUGGACAACAUGCAGAAUAUGCUGCAGAGGGUCGAAAUUUACGGCAACAAGCUAACCGCACAGAUUCACAAUAUCAAGAGGCUGGUGAGGACCAAUCAAAAUGUAGUGGCCCAGCUGAAGGCCAACGAGAAAGCACUCAAGUCGCUGAUCGAAGCCAAACAUAAACCAAAACCGGUCAAGGCUGCCCUCAAAGAAAAUGUUUCCUGCGGGCAAAGAUCUUCAAAGCAGCUCCUUGGCGUGCGGACAAGAUUGAAUUCUAUCGGCCAGGAGUUGGAGCGUUUGCGCCCGCAUCGUUCCAGCAGUCGCGUAGUAAAAAGGAGUCCACGUCGUGUGGCUUGCAAGGCGGCCAGCAUUCAAGAAAUAUGCUGGUCACAAUGCAAGCCCACGACGGAGGGCUGCUUACCACCAAAAGAAGUAAAGGCGGCCGGAUGUGCCCCUGAGUUACAUAGGGAAAGAACAGCGCUGGUUGAAGCACUCAAACUGGACUUGGAUGAUCGACAGAGGGCAGGUCGGGAUGUUACUGCAGCGCCGUCGUCGACGGAGUCGCGGAAUGUGCAGCUGCAACGCCAUCAAACGCUGAUUGAACGAGUCGAAAACAUUCUGGAAAGCGUUGAGAAUUUGAAUAUGAGAACGGAGACAGUGUCGGAUGUGAAGAUUCUGUGCAGUCUGGUGCUGAACGCUCUGAUUCAACGCAAGAAAAUUCUUCUUCAGCAGCCGCCACGCUGUGAAAAGUUGCAGCAGGAAAAUAAAUGCAAUAGACUCACAUUCUCGAAAGUCUGUCAGACGAGCGUUUGCCACAUAAAUCCGUAUAUCUAGGAGUUUUUUAAAUAAAUAAAAUACAAAAAUAUCGGAUCGAUUAUUGCUGCACAUGUUAUCGAUAAAAAGCAUCUGUUGUAGCAUACAU
Molecule: messenger RNA, 1077 nt
Organism: Drosophila obscura
Lineage: Eukaryota; Metazoa; Arthropoda; Insecta; Diptera; Drosophilidae
Exons: 2
Coding region: 108-989 (293 amino acids)
Source: RefSeq, a predicted model, not a curated record